This is a messenger RNA of Manacus vitellinus (golden-collared manakin), 2056 nucleotides long. It is a transcript of the gene CDKL1, whose product is annotated as cyclin dependent kinase like 1. Gene Ontology annotation, molecular function: cyclin-dependent protein serine/threonine kinase activity; ATP binding. Bases 470 to 1498 code for a protein of 342 amino acids. Gene Ontology annotation, biological process: protein phosphorylation. Gene Ontology annotation, cellular component: nucleus. NCBI's taxonomy places the organism in Eukaryota, Metazoa, Chordata, Aves, Passeriformes, Pipridae. The record is from RefSeq and is a predicted model, not a curated record. The transcript has 9 exons.
CGAGGGGGGGAAGCAAAGAUUCGGGUGCGAGGGAGCACCAUGAAGCGCCCGAGUCAGCUUAUCUGGGAGAAAGCCGGUGCCAGGGAAUGGCCAGCCCACUUGUCCAGGGAUGGCGAUGCCAGGUGAUCCUCCCCAGCCCAGGCUGGGAGAGUCGGUCCAGGACUGUUGGAGCCGGUGUAAAACACAUGGGCAAAAAGUGAUCCUAAACAGCACGAGGAGGGGGACAGCCAUGGAAUGUAACUCUCCCAGCUCCCCAGUUGAUAAAUCUGCCCCAGCUCCUCCUUAAAAUGCCCUUUCUGAGCCCCUGAUCUUGGGGGAUCUGCAGUGUCGGAGCCUGGCGUGCAGGAAGAUCCAGCUGUGGAUUGAAUGCCAGGAAUCGAGGGCAGAGCCGCACCUGUGAGCCGUGGCAGCACCUUGUCUUUGCUGAUCCUUUCCUGACCUCUCUGUGAGAGCUCACCCUCACACAGAAAUGGGUCGCUCCUUCACCCUCUAUGUGUAUUUUCCUGGUGAAAAUAAAAGCACGGGAACAUCUACAGUGGGUGACACCCCAGGUCUAUCAAGCAUGCAGAAACGAGGAGAGACCCAGGAGGAAGAGGGAGAGGAUGGGCAACUCAAACACCCCAACCUGGUGAACCUGCUGGAGGUGUUCAGGAGGAAGCGGAAGCUGCACCUGGUGUUCGAGUACUGCGACCACACGGUUCUCCACGAGCUGGACAGGCACCCCCGGGGGGUGCCAGAGUACCUGGUGAAGAGCAUAACCUGGCAGACCCUCCAGGCCGUGAACUUCUGCCAUAAACACAAUUGCAUCCACCGAGAUGUAAAGCCAGAAAACAUCCUGAUAACAAAGCACUCCGUCAUCAAACUCUGUGACUUUGGAUUUGCUCGAAUACUGACCGGUCCCAGUGACUACUACACAGACUACGUGGCCACCCGCUGGUACCGCUCCCCGGAGCUGCUGGUGGGGGACACCCAGUACGGGCCCCCCGUGGACGUCUGGGCCAUCGGCUGCGUCUUCGCCGAGCUGCUCUCGGGGGUCCCGCUCUGGCCGGGGAAGUCUGACGUGGACCAGCUCUACCUCAUCCGGAGAACCCUGGGGGAUCUCAUUCCCAGGCACCAGCAAGUGUUCAGCACCAACCAGUUCUUCAGCGGGGUGAGAAUUCCAGACCCGGAGAGCAUGGAGCCAUUGGAAGUGAAAUUCCCCAAUAUUUCAUACUCUGCUCUGUCUCUCAUGAAGGCAUGCCUUCGGAUGGACCCUGCGGAGAGGCAAACCUGUGAGCAGCUGCUGCAGCAUCCCUACUUUGACAGCUUCAGGGAGGCACUGGAUCUGGGGAAAGAACGGGAAAAAACAGCUCGGAAACCAGCUAGGCUGACCCGGAAGCACGUGCCAGGGUUACAGCACCUGCCCCAGCUGACCAGCAGUAACGUUCUCCCAGCUUUGGACAGCAAGAAGCACUGCUGCAAAACAAGGAAAUCCAACUACCACUUCCCAAACAUCUGACCAGAUUCAGACUUGAUUGUUCAAAGUUCAAGGACAAAUUCGGGAUUCAUAAAGGGAGGAUACACAGUGGAAAACUAAAUUACUAAAUGCUAUGACAUGUACAAAGUGAGUCCAGCCUGAUGAGAGGCUGCCUGACUGCUCCAGGUAGUUCCCAGCCUGCUCCAGGGAUGCACCUGCCUUACUACUGCACUUACAGAUCACAGAGUAUUAAAGCUACUGGUAGUGACUUCACAGGCUCAACAGGCACCGCUCCCAGGAGAACAGAUCAACCAUAACCUCUUGUUUCUUUACUCUAAAUUUUUAGAGUUUCUCCUGAGUGUUUCAUCCAUUGAUUGAGGUUGCUCUUCUUUGCUGUUUCUGACAAUAGUGAAGCCACUUGCUUGUAGUUACAGGAAUUGUUUUGAUCAAAAUUAAUCAUGAACUUAAUUUAUAACAAUGGCCAGACACAGGUAGGGAUUCUACCUUAGUGUUUGUAUUAAGAGUGACUCGGGUUUGUGGAAUCUCAGGAUGUAAUACUGGGUUGAUUUUGAAUAAAAGAAAUGUAGCUUGUUUUUCCAA